UUUUUCAUCUCAUACGAUUUAGUUGGUUGAAUGCCGCUAUCAGAUUAUUUUUAUUACAAUUUUUGUCGUCGAAUGCAUUCAAUCAACCGUUAGAAUUUUCAUUUAAAAAAAACAACAACAACAAAAUGCAUUUAAAUUUAAUUGUACAACAGUUAGUGUUUAGUAUAUUUUUAAUCAAUAUUGUUGAAUGCUUUGAACCAAUUACUAUGACAGCCCUCGGUACAGCGGUCGCAGGUGCUGGAUAUUGGCUGUUCGGUGAUGGUGGAACUAAGAGGAGAGAAAAAGUAGCCGACACCCUAAACUAUUGUAGUUAUUACGAAUGUUGUACACCAAAGCACAUUGUAUAUGAUAUAGAAGGAUUAAAAGCUGAUUUACAGAAAAAGUUAUUCGGACAACAUAUUGUGAAUGCCACAUUAAUUCCGGCGCUUCGUGCUCAUGUCAAAAAUUUACACAAAUCCGAAAAACCCUUGGUGAUGAGUUUUCAUGGAAAUAUCGGCACCGGAAAAAAUCAUGUUGCCGAUUUAAUCAUCAAGCAUUUCUACAAAGCAGGCGAAAAUAGUACAUACGUGUACAAGUAUCGGGCCCGAAAAGAUUUUCCAGUUGAAAGCGAAGUGGAUCAAUAUCGCGUCAAACUAAUGGAUGACAUCAGCAAAGCGAUUAAAAAAUGUGCACGUUCCAUAUUUGUGUUCGACGAAGUUGAAAAGAUACCGGCUGGUGUGUUUGAAUCGAUUGCAUCAAUUUUGGACUAUCACAGCCAUGUUAGUGGUAUGGAUUUUCGUCAAGCGAUCUUCAUUUUUCUCACAAAUGCUGGCGGCGAUGAAAUUGCCCAUGCUCUCGAUAAAAUCAUGGAAAAGGGAACAUUUCGUGAACAAACAAAAAUGAAUGAUUUUGAAUAUAUAGCUGAAAUUGCAGCGUAUAAUAUAAAAGGUGGCCUGAAGAAAUCUAGCAUCAUAACAUCAGGUCUAAUCGAUCAUUUUCUACCAUUUUUGCCAUUGGAACGACGACACAUUGAAAAUUGUGUUCGAGCUGAAUUUGAAAAAUUGAACCGAGAACCGGAAGAGGAUGAAAUAAGCCACAUCAUUGAAGAAUACGUAUCAUACCAAGGACUGUUCUCAAAAUACGGGUGCAAGAGACUUAAUAAAAAAAUUCAAGCGAUGACCGAAGAAUGGUGAUUCAUGAUAGCGAAUAGUGUUUACUUUUAUAGCCAUCUCUGUUCUUUUUUUAGGAAUUGUAAAUAAAUGUCGAUUGUAAUUUUAUUUCACACAUACUAUUGUCUCUAUAUUACUUGAGAAACGCAAGCAAAUUCAAUUGAUUAUUUGAAAAAUCCACAUCGAUACCACUGUUGGAAAUAAAUAUUGAUUUUAGAGUUA
This is a messenger RNA of Contarinia nasturtii (swede midge), 1370 nucleotides long. It is a transcript of the gene Torsin, whose product is annotated as torsin-like protein. NCBI's taxonomy places the organism in Eukaryota, Metazoa, Arthropoda, Insecta, Diptera, Cecidomyiidae. Gene Ontology annotation, biological process: cellular response to misfolded protein. The record is from RefSeq and is a predicted model, not a curated record. The coding region runs from base 126 to 1172 and encodes 348 amino acids. The transcript is spliced from 4 exons. Gene Ontology annotation, molecular function: ATP hydrolysis activity; ATP binding.